Molecule: messenger RNA, 2424 nt
Organism: Henningerozyma blattae CBS 6284
Lineage: Eukaryota; Fungi; Ascomycota; Saccharomycetes; Saccharomycetales; Saccharomycetaceae
Gene: ERB1
Product: ribosome biogenesis protein ERB1
Exons: 1
Coding region: 1-2424 (807 amino acids)
Biological process (GO): maturation of LSU-rRNA from tricistronic rRNA transcript (SSU-rRNA, 5.8S rRNA, LSU-rRNA); ribosome biogenesis
Cellular component (GO): preribosome, large subunit precursor; PeBoW complex
Molecular function (GO): ribonucleoprotein complex binding; protein binding
Source: RefSeq, a predicted model, not a curated record
AUGGCUAAAAAGGUAGAAGUUUCACAUAACAAAAAGAAGAGAUCUGCUGAAGAGAGUUCUAAAACAGAUGCCUUGAAAGAUGAAGAAUUUUUGGUCGAUGGAUUGUUAGAUAUUGAGGCAAGUGACAGUGAAAACGAUGACGAUGACGAUGAAUUUGAAUCUGCUGCAGAAAAUGAAGAAGAAACUCAUAAAUUUAUGGAAGGAAAAGAAGAUGAAGAAGAAGAGGAUUCAGAUUCAGAAUUCAAUAAAUUGUUAGCUGAAGAAGAUGACGCUAAUAGUGAGGAUUAUAAUUCAUCAGACUUUUCUGAUAAUUCAGAAUCUUCGUCUUUGUUGAAAGAUAAUCUUUCUGGUUCUACUUUACAUAGUAUUGCUGAUACAAAUAUCUAUACAAAAUACUCAGAUGGAAGAGAAAGAAUAAUCAGACCUGAAAUAAAUCCAGUUUAUGAUAGUGAUGAUAGUGAUGUGGAAACUAAAAAUACUAUAGGUAACAUUCCAUUAUCAGCUUAUGAUGAAAUGCCUCAUAUUGGUUAUGAUAUUAAUGGUAAGAGAAUUAUGAGACCAGCAAAGGGUUCUGCCUUAGAUCAAUUAUUAGAUUCGAUUGAAUUACCAGAAGGUUGGACUGGUUUACUAGAUCAAAAUUCUGGUUCUAGUUUGAACUUAACUGAAGAAGAAUUAGAAUUAAUUUCAAAGAUUCAAAAGAAUGAACAAACUGAUGAAAGUAUUAAUCCAUAUGAACCAUUAGUUGAUUGGUUUACUAGACACGAAGAAGUUAUGCCUUUAACUGCUAUUCCUGAACCUAAGAGAAGGUUUGUUCCAUCAAAGAAUGAAGCUAAAAGGGUUAUGAAAAUUGUCAAAGCUAUUAGAGAAGGUAGAAUUAUUCCUCCUAAGAAGUUAAAGGAAAUGAGAGCAAAAGAAAAUAAUGAAGAAUUUCAAUAUGAUUUAUGGGGUGAUGCACCAGAAAUGGAAGAUCAUGUCAUGACAUUAAGAGCUCCUAAACUUCCUCCACCAACUAAUGAUGAAAGUUAUAAUCCUCCAGAAGAAUACUUACUGUCACCUGAAGAAAAGGAGGACUGGGAAAAUACUGAACAUAGUGAAAGAGAAAGAAAUUUUGUGCCUCAAAAAUACAAUGCUUUAAGAAAAGUCCCAGGUUACACAGAAUCUGUUCGUGAAAGAUUCGAGAGAUCUUUGGAUUUGUACUUAGCUCCCCGUGUUCGUAAGAAUAAAUUAAAUAUUGAUCCAGACUCAUUAAUUCCAGAAUUACCUUCUCCUAAGGAUUUAAGACCUUUCCCAAUUCACUGUUCAACCGUUUAUUCUGGUCAUAAAGGAAAAAUACGUGCUAUUUCUAUUGAUCCAAGUGGGUUAUGGUUGGCCACUGGUUCUGAUGAUGGGACUGUCAGAAUCUGGGAAAUUUUAACUGGUAGAGAAAUGUAUAAAGUUACUCUAAUUAAUUCGGAUAAUACAGAUGAUCAUAUUGAAAGUUUAGAAUGGAAUCCAGAUGCUUCUACUGGUAUUUUAGCUGUAGCUGCUGGGGAAAAUAUCUAUUUAAUUGUCCCUCCAAUUUUUGGAUUUGAUAUUGAAAAUGUUGGUAAGACAAAGAUCGAAUAUGGUUUUGGUUUUGAUACAUUUGGCACAGUAAAUAAAUCUAAUCUUGCUGUUAAUGGUGAUAGCGAUGAUGAUGCAGAAAAUGAAGCAACUACUGGAGUCAAGAAACAGAUUGCCCAAUGGAAUAAACCAUCAGAAAGUCAAGUAGAAAAAGAUAUCUGCAUUGUAAUUACAUGUAAAAAGACUGUUAAAAAGGUUUCUUGGCAUAGAAAAGGUGAUUAUUUCGUUUCUGUCCAGCCAGAUGCAGGUAAUACCUCAGUUUUAAUUCAUCAAGUCUCAAAACAUUUAACUCAAUCUCCGUUUAAGAAAUCAAAAGGUAUCGUUAUGGAUGCAAAGUUUCACCCAUUUAAACCUCAAUUAUUCGUAUGUUCUCAAAGAUAUAUUAGAAUUUACGAUUUAUCACAACAAAUAUUGGUCAAGAAAUUAUUGCCUGGUGCACGUUGGUUAUCGAAGAUAGAUAUCCACCCAAGAGGGGAUAAUGUCAUUGCAUCAUCAUUCGACAAAAGAGUACUGUGGCACGAUUUGGAUCUUGCUAACACUCCAUAUAAAACUUUAAGAUAUCAUGAUAAAGCUGUUAGAACUGUCAACUUUCAUAAAAAGCUCCCAUUAUUUUCAUCUGCUGCAGAUGAUGGUACUAUUCAUAUCUUCCAUUCCACUGUAUAUGAUGACAUGAUGAAGAAUCCAUUAAUUGUUCCAUUAAAAAAAUUAACUGGUCAUAAGAUAGUGAAUAGUUUAGGUGCUCUUGAUGCUAUCUGGCAUCCAAGAGAAGCUUGGUUAUUCUCAGCUGGUGCUGACAACACAGCUCGCUUAUGGACUACCUAG